This is a messenger RNA of Cucurbitaria berberidis CBS 394.84, 836 nucleotides long. RefSeq lists its product as uncharacterized. Gene Ontology annotation, cellular component: cytoplasm. The transcript has 2 exons. The record is from RefSeq and is a predicted model, not a curated record. The coding region runs from base 1 to 669 and encodes 222 amino acids. Gene Ontology annotation, biological process: N-acetylglucosamine metabolic process. NCBI's taxonomy places the organism in Eukaryota, Fungi, Ascomycota, Dothideomycetes, Pleosporales, Cucurbitariaceae.
AUGCCGAUCGAAGAGCCGCUGCCGUUCUGGCUCGCCAACGUUCCGAGGGACCAAUGGCCGACCGAGUGUCCAGACUUCCUGAAAGUCUGCAGUGAGAAGGAUCGCAGCAUCAUUGGGACCCCAGACGAGCAGUACGCUGUGUUGACGUGGGAGGAGGUGCGGGAGCUCGUCGGAUCCGAUCGCGUCGACAAGUUUCAUCGCAAGCCGUCUGAGCUACGGAGAUAUAGGCAGUUCACAUACCGCCUAGUCGAGGAGUACGGGAGCAUUACAGACUUCAUCGUCAACAAACGCCUGCAGUGGACGCAAUUGGAGCCUAGAGGUGGGCCCUUUGAGUACGCAGAAGACAUCAAGAUUCUCUACAACGACUGGCCCUACGGCAUCGACCCCGACAUUGUGCAUCUUGUCGUCUGGACCAAGUUCGGGCUCGAAGACGACCCUGAGACAGGUCGGUCGACGCCAGAGUCUCAGCAGGAGAUUGGCGAGUACGUGCAGAGGACGUUCGCAUCAAAGGUGCAAGAGUUUGUCUGGUUCAAGAACUGGAGGAGCUUGAAGAGUGUGGACGCGGUGGAGCAUUUCCAUGUCAUGCUGUACAAGCCAGAUGGCGAGUUUCUGCAGCACAUCACGAACGGCGAUGUGCCGAUGACCGAGCAGUUGGCGAGUAGUGGGUGAGCGACGCGUAGGAUUCGCGAACUAUUUAGGCAUAGGGCGUUGUUAAGUUCUUGGAUAUCAGACUGCAUUUCUUGUUUGGGACGUAUAGAGCAGGUUUUGGGAUGAAUUCGUAUGCAAUUCCCACCCAAUAGCAUCCCUUAUCCUGUGCAACCUCUUCGUGAAAAGCC